Messenger RNA from Mucor mucedo, 696 nucleotides. Its product is annotated as subunit of the GINS complex. The transcript has a single exon. Gene Ontology annotation, cellular component: GINS complex. Lineage: Eukaryota; Fungi; Mucoromycota; Mucoromycetes; Mucorales; Mucoraceae. Gene Ontology annotation, biological process: DNA strand elongation involved in mitotic DNA replication; DNA replication. The record is from RefSeq and is a predicted model, not a curated record. The annotation marks the transcript as partial.
CACACACACACACACACACACAAUCACGAAUCUGACACGCCCCUCUCGUUUUUUUAUAAAUUCUUUUUUUUUUAAAAACUUUAUUUUUUCUUCAUGAAAUGGCAACUUUAGGAGAAUCAGCUUAUAAAUUAGCUAAAGAAGCCAAACGUACAUCCGAUUUACUCGUUUCACCAUACAAUGAUGAUCUUGUGCAAGGAAUUUGUCGAGAAAUCCGACUUUUACACAACAAGGCCAAAGAGACCGUAAACACAAUGCGAUCCCGUGGCGGUGGAGAUCCCAGCAGCAUGUCACAAGCCAUGUUAUACCAUUUAGCAGUCAAACGAAACAAACGAGUAUUAUUUGCAUACCAUCGACAACGAGUGAAUCAACUUAAGGAGAUAUACUGGAAUGUGGGUCUUCAAUCGGAAUACCAACGAGAGAUCAAAGCUAGUUUGGGCCCGACCGAACAAAAGUUUCUAGAAGAGUAUGCUGAUAUAGUCAAUACAUAUAAGCAGAGCUUUAUCGAGAUAGAUUUAGGUGGAAAUGGUGGUGCAGGCUUAGACCCGCCCACGGAUCUCUUUAUUGAGGUACGCGUAGUCCGUGAUGCGGGAGAAAUCAGCACAGAAUACGGCGUACUUAAUCUAUCCAAAGGCAACCAACUCUAUGUACGAAGAACAGAUGCAGAACCUCUUAUUAAAGCGGGCUAUUUAGUUCACA